UGUGUGUGUGUGUGUGUGUGUGUGUGUGUGUGAGAGAGAGAGAGAGAAAGAGAAAGAUCGCUCAGGGAGGCUUGGACGGACCCACAAACAUGAACCGAUCACCUGAUGGUGCUCGCCGGAGAGGAUUGCAGGAAACCGCAGCGCUGCGCUCCAUCCCGCAACCUCCGAGGAUGGAAAGUUAAGGCCAGAAACGAAGAGUACCAACAAAAUAAAACACCUAUUUUUCAUCCCCCUCUCCGUUUCCCCUUUUAAACCCUUGCUGUUUUUCGGAUGGAGCACAAUGCAUUUCUUCACCAGGGUAUAUACCUUGACACAUACAUAAAUAAAUGUCCAUCAGGAUCUAACAGCCGGAUCAAGUGAACAGUUUAUUAUUUUAUUUUACUCUGGAGAAUGAUGGGAAUUGUAUCAAUACUGCAACACUGAGCAUCCGAGGGGCUGUCGGAAGCGCUGAGAGCAUCUCCAGAGGAACCGGGAUUGUGUUGGAUGCUCCUUGCUUACACACACAGGGUUUAAUGAACCCAGGAGUGUAGCUUCGUUCGAUGGGGGGAAAUUAUCCAAAAUAAGAGGAGAACGAUAAAAAGUGGUUGCCAUGGACCUUAAGGAUUUUUACCUGUUGGCUGCCCUGGUUGCCUGUUUUUGGCUGGACCCUGCCGUAGCCCAGGAGCUGAUCUACCCUAUCCGAGAGGAGCUCCAAGAGAAUGCCCUCAUUGGAAACAUACCAAAGGAUCUGAACAUUUCCCACAUAAAUGCUGCUACCGGAGCGAGUGCUAAUUUGGUUUACAGGCUGGUCUCUAAAGCUGGGGACAACCCUUUGCUCAAAGUUCUGAGUAGCACCGGGGAGAUCUUCACAACUUCGAACCGCAUCGACCGGGAGAGGCUGUGCCCCGGCCCUUCUUAUGAGGAAAACGAGUGCUCUUUUGAGAUAGAGGUGGUCAUACUGCCAAACGACUAUUUCAGGCUGAUUAAAAUAAAAAUUAUAGUGAAGGACACAAAUGACAAUGCCCCUAUGUUCCCUUCCCCCGUUAUAAAUAUUUCCAUCCCGGAGAACACGCUGAUUAACAGCCGCUUUGCUAUCCCCUCUGCCACUGAUCCAGACACAGGCUUUAACAGCGUGCAGCACUAUGAGCUUCUCAAUGGGCAGAACACAUUUGGCCUGGAUAUAGUGGAAACCCCAGAGGGAGAGAAGUGGCCCCAGCUGAUUGUGGAGCAGAACCUGGACAGGGAGCAGAAGGACACAUAUGUGAUGAAGGUCAAAGUGGAGGACGGCGGCAACCCCCAGAAGUCCAGCACGGCCAUCCUCCAGGUGACAGUGACCGAUGUCAAUGACAACAGGCCCGUCUUUAAGGAGAGCCAAAUGGAGGUCCAUAUACCCGAGAACUCCCCUGUGGGCACCUCUGUGGUGCAGCUACAGGCGACUGAUGCCGAUGUCGGGUCUAACGCUGAAAUCCGAUACCUGUUCAGCACACAAGUCUCCCCGGCCACUAAAAGGCUGUUUGCGUUAAACUCCACCAGUGGCCUCAUCACUGUGCAGCGGCCUCUGGACAGGGAGGAAACAGCCAUCCACAAGUUGUCAGUGCUGGCCAGUGACGGUAGUCAGAGCUCGGCCAGGGCUACUGUCACCAUUAAUGUGACGGAUGUGAAUGACAAUCCUCCUAAUAUAGACCUGAGGUAUAUAAUCAGCCCCAUUAAUGGCACCGUGUUCCUUUCUGAGAAGGAUCCAAUCAACACCAAGAUCGCUCUGAUCACGGUGUCCGACAAGGACACAGACGUCAAUGGUAAAGUUAUUUGUUUUAUUGAAAAGGACGUCCCCUUCCACCUCAAAGCUGUAUAUGACAACCAGUAUCUGCUGGAGACGUCCUCGCUGCUUGAUUAUGAAGGCACGAAAGAAUACAUCUUUAAAAUCGUUGCCUCAGACUCCGGGAAACCGAGUUUGAAUCAGACCGCUUUGGUGAGAGUCAGGCUAGAAGAUGAGAAUGACAACCCUCCGAUCUUUAGCCAGCCUGUCAUUGAGCUUUCGGUCAUGGAAAACAACAAACGUGGCUUGUUCCUCACCACCAUCAGCGCCACGGAUGAGGACAGUGGCAAGAAUGCAGAGAUUGUUUACCAGCUGGGACCCAAUGCCUCUUUCUUUGACCUGGACCGCAAAACAGGAGUUCUGACAGCAUCAAGGGUUUUUGACAGGGAGGAGCAGGACAGGUUCCUCUUUACAGUCACAGCGAGAGACAAUGGAACCCCGGCACUUCAAAGCCAGGCUGCCGUGAUCGUGACCAUACAGGACGAGAAUGACAACAGCCCCAAGUUCACCCACAACCACUUCCAGUUUUUCGUGUCCGAGAACCUGCCAAAGUACAGCACGGUGGGCGUCAUCACUGUAACGGACGCUGACACUGGGGAGAAUGCAGCGGUGACCCUCUCCAUACUGAAUGACAAUGAGAACUUUAUUUUGGACCCUUUUUCUGGAGUUAUAAAGUCCAACGUGUCUUUCGACAGAGAACAGCAGAGCUCUUACACCUUUGACGUGAAAGCGGUGGACAAUGGCCGACCACCAUGCUCCUCUUCUGCCAAAGUAACCAUAAAUGUUAUAGACGUCAAUGACAACACUCCAGUGGUGAUUUAUCCCCCUUCAAAUGUCUCAUUCAAGUUGGUGCCAUUCUCAGCUAUCCCUGGCUCGGUGGUGGCUGAGGUCUUUGCUGUGGACAGUGACACGGGAAUGAACGCGGAGUUGAAGUACACUAUAGUGAGCGGCAAUAGCAAGGGAUUGUUUAGGAUUGAUCCCGUAACAGGCAACAUCACCCUCGAGGAGAAGCCAGACAGCAGUGCAAUUGGCCUCCACCGGCUGGUGGUUAACAUCAGCGACCUGGGUUAUCCCAGAUCUCUGCACACCCUGGUCUUGGUUUUCUUGUAUGUGAAUGACACAGUAGGCAACGCCACCUACAUUUACGACCUCAUCCGCCGGACCAUGGAGACGCCCUUGGACAGAAAUAUUGGCGACAGCAGCAAGGCUUACCAGGGAGGUGACAACUUGACAAUCAUGAUAGCCAUCAUGGCAGGUGCCAUGGUGGUGAUCGUUGUCAUAUUCAUUACCGUGCUGGUGCGUUGCCGCCAUGCGUCCAGGUUCAAGGCCGCGCAGCGGAAGAAGCAGGGUGCCGAGUGGAUGUCGCCAAACCAGGAAAACAAGCAGAACAAAAAGAAGAAGCGCAAGAAAAGGAAGUCACCAAAGAGCUCCCUGUUGAACUUUGUCACCAUUGAGGAGAACAAGCCUGAUGAUCCAGCGCAUGAGCCAAUUAAUGGCACAAUAAGCCUUCCUGCAGAGUUGGAAGAGCAGGGCAUAGGGCGGUUUGACUGGAGCUCCGCACCCACCACCACCUUUAAACCCAGCAGCCCUGACCUGGCCAGACACUACAAGUCGGCUUCACCGCAGUCCGCUUUCCACCUCAAGGCCGACACCCCAGUGUCAGGGAAAAAGCACCAUGUGGUUCAGGAACUCCCCCUGGACAACACCUUUGUUGGGGGCUGCGAUACUCUCUCCAAACGAUCCUCCACCAGCUCAGACCACUUCAGUGCCUCUGAGUGCAGCUCCCAGGGCGGGUUCAAGACAAAGGGGUCCUUGCACACCAGACAGGGAACUUUAACCCGAGCCCGAACUGAACUGAAUCCUGAAUAUCUGGACCUUCGAUCCCGGACCGAGCUGAAUCCAGAAUACUGGAACCCAUGCACACCAUUAUCGCAGAGGCGUGUAACAUUCCACCUGCCCGACGGCUCCCAGGAAAGCUACAGUGACAGUGGUUUAGGGGACCACGAGCCCGUGGGCAGUGGAACGCUCCUCUCACACCCUCUCCCUCUGGUUCAGCCGCAGGAUGAGUUCUACGAACAGGCCUCGCCAGACAAGAGGACCGAAGCAGACGGCAACUCCGACCCAAAUUCUGAUGGGCCUCUGGGACCCAGGGGACUUGUUGAAGCCACUGAGAUGUGCACCCAAGAGUGCCUGGUGCUCGGCCACUCAGACAACUGCUGGAUGCCACCAGGCCUGGGAUCGUACCAGCAGCCAAAAUCCCCUAUUUCUGCCUUUGGCAGUCAAAAAGAAUGGUCUAAGGACAAGCUCCUGAAUGGGCACUCCCUCACAAGAACCUGGAACAGUGACGGAAGCCGGGAGAAGUUUGGGGACCGCAAGCAGUUUGGGAGUGCCGAAGGGCAUUUUACCAGCGGAAGCCACAUGUCAGACAUUCCACUGGCAAGCUUGAAGUCCUACAAAGAAGCAUCAGCUGUCGAUAGCCCAAAGGAACACCAGCUAUAAAGAAAGGAAAGCAAAAAAAGAAGAAAACAAAAAAAAAAAAAAAAAGAUUUGUUGACUGUAUCUGUCGGGCACUUUGUUCAUACAUCUUUUCAUUUAAACUGAUGCUAUUGCCGUGUGAUAGUAACAAAAUGUACCAAGUAGGCCUCUAGACUUGUGCUAUUGCAGAAAGUAUUCUGUACACUUCUACUUUUGUUGACCAUACUGAAGGCUUAGUAUUUUACAAAAAAAAAAAAAAAAAAGUAUAUAACACUUGUUUUAGAUAAACUGUUUAUAUAAAAACUCAGCAGACUUUCAGAAAACUCAAAUGUCUUGGUACAUCCUGUGCACUUAAAUGAAACAGAAAAAAAAAAAAAAAGGAAAAAAAAGUUUUGUGAACUGAAAAAAAUAAGUGACAUAUGAAAAAUGAAACAAAUUCCAAUGGUUUACCAAUAUCCAGAUAUUGUGAAGUGAAUGUUAUUCAGCUGGUUUGGGACUACACUAUAUUAACCAGUACUGUCAAAGAACAUUUAAAUUAAGAGCCCAUUUUGCUAUUAACACUGUAAGUGAAAAUUUGUUGAGUUAGUCAUUGUUGCAGUGUUUGUAUAUAGAACAAAUACUAACCAGUUGUAUGUAUCUGUAAUAAUCACAUGGAAUAAGGCAGUGUUUCAUUAUUGUUCCUCAUUUUAAUUUGUCAUUAUGUCAUCUUACUUCCUUAUUUAAACAUCUAGCCAAGAUCGACGACAUAUUUAAACACAGAAUAUGUAAAAUGUUCCCAACACUCAAAUAUUUAAGAAAAAUAUAAACAUAAAUCAUUUAAUU
Messenger RNA from Scleropages formosus (Asian bonytongue), 5092 nucleotides. It is a transcript of the gene pcdh9, whose product is annotated as protocadherin 9. The record is from RefSeq and is a predicted model, not a curated record. The transcript has 5 exons. Gene Ontology annotation, molecular function: calcium ion binding. Gene Ontology annotation, cellular component: plasma membrane. Lineage: Eukaryota; Metazoa; Chordata; Actinopteri; Osteoglossiformes; Osteoglossidae. The coding region runs from base 590 to 4294 and encodes 1234 amino acids. Gene Ontology annotation, biological process: homophilic cell-cell adhesion.